AUGGAGAAUCAACACGAGUCGCAAAGUGGAUCUGAUAUCAAUGUACAAACGACAACAAGCGAGUCAUCCAAGCGAAACACAAAGGCCAAAGCGCCCGCACCGGCCAACAACAACACCGCCACAGCAACAGCAGCAGCAACAACACCGACAAAACGCAACAAGAGCAUGCGUGCUUGUGAUGAAUGCCGUAAACGCAAGGUGAAAUGUGAUGGCGUACAACCUUGUUCCAAAUGCAGGAAAUCAGAAAUCGAAUGCGUCUUUGCAAAGCUGCCUCCAAAGCGUGGUCCACCAAAGCAGUACAUUGAGCUUCUCGAAGCACGUCUUCAGCUGGUUGAAAAGGCUUUACAAUCCAUUGAUGGUCCUGCGCGUCGGAUUCUUGAUAAUGCAUUGUUGGGAUCAGUGGGUGGAAACAAUGAAAACACAGCUACCAGACAAGACGAGAAUACAAUCACACCAACCACAUCAUCACCAAUCCCAACAUCUACAGCAAUGGCAUCUUACAGCAGCAACAGCAACAACACCAUCGACCCAUUUGGUAUCAAUGAGAUUGGACAAGCCAUGUACGUGAAUGACGUACCCGAACGCAUUGAUCGUAUCGCCAAUUUGUACGGAGGAGAGGCAACCCAAUUUAUCAGCCAUCACAGGGAUACCACUAUCAUGGGUCAAAGAAGGGACAAUGCGAUGGAAACGGAUAUCAAGGAAGAGUCAUCAUCAUCGGCAUCCUUAUUACCGCCAGAAGUAUCACAAUCACUUAUUGAGACGUACUUUGCCCACGUACACAAGUUUGUCCCCAUGAUCCACAAUCCCAUGUUCUACAAGCAGAUCGGAACGGCUACCGAUAUUGACCCACCAUCACCUCUUUUGCUGUUUGCAAUGUGUGCGGUUGCAUCACGUUGGACAAAUGAAUGCAACAACAACAACAGCAGCAAUGUAUCAUCGUCAUCAUCAUCAUUAUCUUCUCCUCCACCCCCUUCUUCGAGUGUUCCUGGAUUCGGCUAUUAUCAACGUGCAUUUGCCAAAGUCGAAGAAUAUUCAGAUGCGCCACGAUUAUCGACAAUUCAAGGUCUCGUGUUGUUGACUAAGUAUCAAGAGUAUUACAAGCGUCUCGGAUUCUUUCGGCGACCGGGAUUGUACCUCGGCAUAGCUGCCAAGAUGUGUAACGAUCUGGGGUUACCUCAAAUGGAGUCAACGCCACGUCCUGGUCAGGAUCCUCAGGAACAUGAGGCAAAGAAACGCACGUUUUGGACCGUCUUUAUAUAUGAUCUUAUGAUGAGUAUCGAGCAAGCAAGAGAACCCUAUUUUAGCAAUGCCGAUUGUACCACCGAGUAUCCUUCGGUGACAAGCGAAGAAGGGCCAUGGCUCGAAGAAGUGGUGACAAGCAAUAUUGCCCUGAUCCAAUUAUCGAGAACGCUAUCCGAGAUCUAUGCGACCAUUAGAAGGGUGACGGCACGGCAAAAUGCACAAGGAGAGAAGCGUUCCCCUGUGCAAGUGCUCGAGGAACAAGGCAAAUUGUUUCUAUUACACACGCAUUUGGAGAACUUUAUUCAUGAGCUCCCAGCUACUUUGAGCUAUGCACCCACGAUGCAGAUCAUUGCAGGUGUUUUACCACCUUACCCCGCUGAAAAACAAGCGAUCGGCAAUGUGUUUGCUGCAUUUCUCCACAUGACAUACCAUUUCAGCAUGAUUCUCUUGCACAGACAUUAUUUGCUACAUCCUUUGCCAGCCGGUGCUAUCAAUAACAACGACAUGAUGGAGCCCUAUCAACAUCAACAAUUGUGUGCUUGGGCAGCAUCCAAUAUUACAGCCAUUACGGAGACAUUACUCGAGACACAGCCUCUCGAUGUAUUCAGUUAUCCGACGCGUGGUGUACAACAUACCAUUCAUUGCUUAACAUCAGCUGCCACAGUACACCAUUACGAGAUGUCAAACCCUGACAAGAUGAUAGCCGAAGUAGCUCAACAGCAGUAUUCACGUACGCUUUCAAUUCUCAAUCGCUUGGCAGCAGAAUCCCCAGCCAUUGAAUUACAAUCGCAUAUCAAGGAACAAGAUGCUGAACUUGCACAACUUUAUGGUCGUAUGGUAGUUGACCCAGCACGUGCCGUGUCAUCGGCGGGUGAUAGCAACAAUCAUCCUACGCCUGUUUCCAUGGCAACCGCACCACCACAACCACCUCCUCCUCCCGCCACACCUAUGCCACAACAAGAUCCACUUGCAUUGUCGUCUGAUACAUCAUCCGCAUCAUCAUCACCGGUAAUGUCAUCACCUGCACGUGGUAUUCGACGACACACAUUGACAGGUCCUGGAUCGCAUUUGAUGCAAAUGGCUAUGAACAAUACGCCGCCACAACAGCAACAACAACAACAGCAAACGAUGCCGUAUAUGCUUGAUGGUGGAGGGGCAACCUCAUUAUUCAAUUCAAGUGCUGCUUUUUCAGAUCCAUCAAGAUUUGCAUCCCUCAUGAUGCGAGGUGGGACCACUAAUAUGGCCAUCUACAAUCAUCACCAACAGCCAUUACCGGUACAGCAACAAGCGCAGCAUCUUGGCAAUCCACAAGCUUAUUUACAGCGUAAAUCCCGUUUGAGACAUCCAAUGUCAUACUCACAAGAGGAUUUACGAUCGCUUCGACGUGCACACAUGAACAAACCAUUGGGUGGUGGAAGUAAUUGGCCACCAGCUCAUGCAAGAGGAUCCCCUAUUCCACCUGAUUUUGUAUAUGAUUCAUCAUCCUCGACGGUCAUGGAGAGUGGAAAUCAACAUCAACAACAACCACGACUUGCACGUUCAUUAAGACGACAAUCAUCCAUGACGGCCAUGAUGCCUUCUUAUUAUGCACAACGUCAACAACAAUUACCGCUUCGUCGUCAACCCUCCCAUCAUCCAUCAACUGCUCUUCCUCAUCAACCAUUUUCAUCUCAUCAUCAUCAACAGCCGUUACAUCACCAUCAUCAUCCUUCUCCUCCUCGCAUGCCAACAGUAGCAACAACACCACCAUCAUUGAAUCAUCCUCGACGACACACCAUUUCCAUUCCAAGUGAACCUUCUGCUUCUACCAUUGUACCUGCGUAUAUGAAUAAUCCCACACCUCCACAUGCUGCUGCACAACAACAACAAGCAUCUUCUUUUGAUCAGCAACAACCACCCAUUGACCCUUUCAUUUCCGAUACCACCAUGAUGAAUCUUGAUACCAUGAGUGCCACUACUCCAUCCGAUUAUGCUUAUUCUCCUGCCGUCUCAACACCUAUGGAUACCGCAACAACGCCUGUCAGUACACCAGCAGGUAUGAUGGUCAUGGAUUCAUCCAAUAAUGACACCAUCAUGAACGAUCUUAUGUUACAAAUGGGUGCUGCAGGACAACAAUGGUCCAUUCCUGGUGGUGGGUUUGAUCACACUACAUCCUCAUCCCCUGGUCCCUUUGUUGAAGAUAUACAAAGAAGCGAAGGCCAUGUCAUAUAG
Lichtheimia ornata is the source of this 3453-nucleotide messenger RNA. RefSeq lists its product as uncharacterized. The record is from RefSeq and is a predicted model, not a curated record. Gene Ontology annotation, biological process: regulation of DNA-templated transcription; DNA-templated transcription. Lineage: Eukaryota; Fungi; Mucoromycota; Mucoromycetes; Mucorales; Lichtheimiaceae. The transcript is spliced from 4 exons. Bases 1 to 3453 code for a protein of 1150 amino acids. Gene Ontology annotation, molecular function: zinc ion binding; DNA-binding transcription factor activity, RNA polymerase II-specific; DNA binding.